AUUCGUUCUCUUUUACACCAAACCUUCACUCGUGUUGUUGGUGCACAAAUUCACUCUAMCAAAAUGAUCAUUUUCAACGAUAUUUUCACUGGAAAGACCAUCUUGACCGACAGUUAUAAAAUGGCAUUGCUAGAAGACUUUCUCUACGUAGUUGACGCCAAGUAUGUGACGAAAAAAGGGGAUGAAUUCGGAGACGAACUCUUUGGAGGAAAUCCAUCGGCAGAAGAAGAAGCAGAASAGUUAGAAGGUGGAGGAGUUGUUAGAGGUUUUGAUGUGAUCAUAAACCAUGAUGAAGUCGAAGAAUGGARCGAASAACUACCASCCUGCAAGAAAUUCGUUAAAAAUGUAAUGGCGAAGCUUGUUAGCGAGGCAAAGAAAAAGAUGGAUCCCGAGAGACAUGCUGUCUUCAAAAAGAAUUGUGGUGAAUUCUUCAAAGUACCUAAAAAAGAUGAACCGGYAUCCGAAAGGUUCAAAGAUAUACCGAUUUAUGACAAGUUCUCAAAUUUUCAGAUUUWCUUCUCAAAAGAAAGUAUCGAUCUGGAGACGGGAAAUCUUCUGGCUUGCCCUAUAUUUGUCGAUGCAGACGAUACUGGAAUGAAUGCAAAGGUCUAUUACUUCAAGGAUCUGAUGGUCGAAGAAAAGAUGUGAAGGUGGCUUAUCUCAAAGACUUUGAAUUUGGACUUCCAUCAAUUUAUGACGAUGACUGAGUUCAAAUGUAUGAGGCUUUAAACAAUAAAUAAUAUUGUCGACCAA
Messenger RNA from Exaiptasia diaphana, 753 nucleotides. Its product is annotated as translationally-controlled tumor protein homolog. The coding region runs from base 64 to 648 and encodes 194 amino acids. The record is from RefSeq and is a predicted model, not a curated record. NCBI's taxonomy places the organism in Eukaryota, Metazoa, Cnidaria, Anthozoa, Actiniaria, Aiptasiidae. Gene Ontology annotation, molecular function: calcium ion binding. The transcript has a single exon. Gene Ontology annotation, cellular component: cytoplasm.